AUGCAUGUCCGCGGGGAUCACCAGAUCUUCGUGGAGCGCUCCGGGAGCUCCUUGGCCGCCUCCGUGAUGGAGUCCUCCAAGCUGCUGAAGAGCGUAGGUUCAGCCGGUCGAAGCUCGAAUGGCGGCUUCGUGGGGAGCUCUGGACUAGGGGUGGUAAGCCCGCAGACGACUUUGCAGCUGCAACCCCGGCAGAUUCCGGAGGUGGCGCAUCGGUACCGGGGCUCAGCCCGGGAGCUCUUCGCAGCUCUGCAGGCCUCUCCUGUGGGCUCGCUGGCGGCUCCAGUUGUGGGCGGCACCGCAGGCGAGAGGCACUCGAGCUCCUCGAGGUCUCCCUCUCGGACCAACGCCUCGCCGCGAGGCAGUGGAGAUGUGAGCAACUCCCCGCGCAUGGUCACGGUGAAGGACUUCCAGCGUGGCACACCCCUGGUGGCGCCCGCGCAGCUGCUGCCCUUUACUGGGCCUGAAGGCCUGUCACCUGGCAGGCGCCGACGGCAGGCGGAGAUGAUGGGGGGAAGAUCCAUUCUGGAUCCAGCGAGGGGUGUGCCAAGACAGCAGAAGGAUCGAGAAGACUUGGCCGACGGCGUCACGGUGAUGAUCUCACCAGUUCAGUGUGACAUCGGCGCAUUGAAGACGACGCCCGUGGCUGACUGCUCCAGCUUCGACUCCUUGCUGGACCGCCUGGUGGAGCAUCCCGAGGCCGAUCCGAGGGGAGGAAAACGUGCGAGGUGUCCGUUUUAG
Molecule: messenger RNA, 738 nt
Organism: Effrenium voratum
Lineage: Eukaryota; Dinophyceae; Suessiales; Symbiodiniaceae
Source: the annotation of a GenBank genome assembly